Messenger RNA from Hippoglossus stenolepis (Pacific halibut), 1488 nucleotides. It is a transcript of the gene irg1l, whose product is annotated as immunoresponsive gene 1, like. The transcript has 6 exons. Gene Ontology annotation, molecular function: lyase activity. NCBI's taxonomy places the organism in Eukaryota, Metazoa, Chordata, Actinopteri, Pleuronectiformes, Pleuronectidae. Bases 1 to 1488 code for a protein of 495 amino acids. The record is from RefSeq and is a predicted model, not a curated record.
AUGAUCUCCACACUUCAGAAAACUCUUCGACCGGUGUUGGCUGUCAGAGGACUGCAUCAGUCUGCAAUCGAAGUUUUGAAGCGCCCAACCCCUGAGGACACGGUCACAGCCAGCUUUGGGAGGUUCAUCAGUGAGAUUAAGUCCCAUCACUUGUCCCCCGUCGUCCUCCACCGCAGCAAAAGGAUGGUGCUGGACAGCAUCGGGGUCGGUCUGAUUGGCAGCACGACGGACGUGUUUGAAUUGGCCCUGCAGCACUGCCAGUGCAUGUACGCUCCUGAUGACAUCAGCUUUGUGUACGGACGCAGAGGAGCCAAACUAUCCCCGACACUGGCAGCUUUUGUCAAUGGAGUGGCAACUCACUCCAUGGACUUUGAUGAUACGUGGCACCCUGCCACUCAUCCCUCUGGAGCAGUCCUCCCUGCUGUGUUAGCACUCAGCGACAUGAUGCCGUCUAACAGCAAACCUAGUGGCCUGGACUUCCUGCUGGCUUUCAAUGUCGGCAUAGAGAUCCAGGGGCGACUGAUGAGGUUCUCUAAUGAGGCCAACAACAUCCCCAAGAGGUUUCACCCUCCCAGCGUGGUCGGGACAAUGGGGAGUGCAGCUGCCUGUGCUCGCCUCUUGUCCUUGGAUGACACGCAGUGUAGUCAUGCCUUGGCCAUAGCUGCUUCUCUGUCUGGAGCCCCGAUGGCUAACGCUGCCACGCAGUCUAAGCCCCUUCACAUUGGCAACGCCUCACGUUUGGGGCUGGAAGCUGCUCUGCUGGCCUCCCGAGGCCUAGAGGCCAGUCCUCUGGUCCUGGAUGCUGUGGCAGGGGUGGCCGGCUUCAGUGCUUUUUAUGAAGACUACGUGCCACAGCCUUUAGAAUCACCCAAUGAUGGUGGCCAUUCAUUCCUGCUAGAGGAGCAGGACAUGGGCUUCAAGCGCUUCCCUGCCCAUCUGGGGAUGCACUGGGUGGCAGAUGCUGCGGCCUCGGUCCAUAAGGUCCUCGUAGGAGUUGGUCCUGGCACCAUCUCCCCAGCUCAGGUCCAGGAAAUCCAUCUCAGAGUCCCAAAAUCAAAGUACAUCAACAGACCUCUUCCUGAGUCUGAGCAUGAGGCACGCCACUCCUUCCAAUUCAACGCUUGCAGCGCUCUCCUUGAUGGCGAGGUGACUGUGCAGUCCUUCACACCCGCUGCCAUGAGCCGCCCUGAGCUGCUAGCUCUGCUGAGCCGUGUUCACGUGGAGCAUCCCGACGACAACCCGGCCAAUUUCAAUCGCAUGUACGGCGAAGUGCAGGUGAAACUUGUUGGAGGAGACAUCCUGACGGGACGGUGUGACACCUUCUACGGCCAUUGGCGCAACCCGCUGUCCAAUGAGAGCUUGGCGAAGAAGUUCAGAAACAACGCAGGGAUGGUGCUUCCUUCAGAAAAAGUGGAGAGUUUGAUUGAUGUGGUGGAGGAGCUGGACAGAAUCGGGGACAGCACGGCUCUUCUGUCACAGCUGCAAUGA